ACACAGUUUGUGGUGUAACUGUUAGAUUAUUAGAUACACAAGGUCCUGUGUUAAUAGCUCCUUACUCAGUAGCAUGUUAUGUUUAUAGGCUAGCCACAUACUUCUCUGUAGUCUUGUGAAUCAUAGGGUCAGACUGUAGGAGGGGUCAGAGGUCACACAGCGGAGGUCAGGCCUGCCUUGUUUGGAUGUGAAACAGUAUACCUUCUUUCAAUAUGGAGGAUGCAUGUAGCUGAGUGAGAGGGAUAAGUUAAUGGUGGAAGUUAGCCUUCAUUCCAGGGAAAUCAUUUUUAAAUCUGAAUAUAAAAGUGAGGGACGGAGUGUUCAGUAUGUGUUUAGGGAGAGUUGCCCUGUUGGUACUCGGGGUGGUGAUUAGCCAUGCCCGGGCAGACACAAGUUCUAUAUCACGGACACCGACCAUAGGCUGUUGUGACUGUGCUACCCUGAUGCCAGACCCCCGCCCAAACAUUGAGCCCCAACAUAUGCCCUCCCCAUUCCAUAUCAAACUCAGCAAGACUGUCUACAAUCCAAAGAACAGUCAGGCAGAGGAGAUCAAUGUGAACCUGACUGCCGUUCAGCCCUUGACAGCCUUCACCCGUUUCAUGGUGCAGGCCGUGUACAUCAACAGGGAUGGUACGGUCAAGGACAACACGCCACUCGGCAGGUUUAUAGACCUUGACUUCAACAGUACCGACACCGGGCUAAGGGGGCGAACAGAAAUUACCUGUGCUGGAGGGCGUGCCAUAAAACAAAGUAACGCCAACCAAGCGAAGAAAAACGUACGUUUGGUAUGGAAACCGGACGUGACUAUGAAGGGACCAAUUGUGUUCAGGACCACAUUUAUUCAGGACGGAAAUCGGUUCUGGGUGCGAGAACUGUCCGAGCCUGUCAUUGACAAGAACGGUCCUCCCAUGGACAAACUACCUACUGAUCCAAACAGGCUGCCUUUGAUUGAUCCCAUAAACACUCGGGACUGUGGGUCCAAGAAGGGCUGUUACCGAAUCCCUGAGGGCUGCUGGGAGCCCUACUGUCAGUACAUUGCCACCUGGGUCCAUUUAGGAGGCAACAGGUACAGGUUUGAGGUGGGAGGCAUCACGGACGGAAUCACUGACCGAUACGUGUCACUCGCCAUCUCGAACGACAUCAGAUGGGGCGGAGACUUGGUGAUGGAGUGUGUCCACAACGGGGCCACAGGUCUAACUCAGGUCUACCUCGCCGAGAGUGUUGACCACCACACUCAUAGACUCAAAAAUCCCAAAGCAGGUAUCAUAUCUGAGGAAGGUCAGUUCCUUAACGGUCGACUACGAUGUCGGUUUGAGAAGGUGCCCCACCCAGAUACCAAGGACUACCCCAUGUCUGGUUAUAGCCAUCUCAUCAUGUCCAGGGGCGUCGCAGAGUCAGGUGAAACAGCUGCCCAUGGGUUUGGUGUUGGGGAGAUUCCUCUAUCCUCUCCUGAUCAGAUCACUCUCUCAUCUACCGCCAACGUUGGUGACUACGCCCGCUACGCACUUGUAAAGGGCCACGGUAUCCUCAUGAUUUUGGCGUGGGCUUUCUUCGGCACUACUGGCCUCCUCCUCACCAAAUACUACAAACCUAUGUGGCCAAACAAGCGUUUCUAUGGCCAGAGGUACUGGUUCAUUGGUCAUCUGAACUGUAUGGCGUGGCUGUUCCUACUGGUCAUCAUCGGAGUAAUCCUCAUUUUUGUGGAGGUAGGAGGAUACAGUAUGGCCGACUACCUUCCCUAUAAGGCCCACCCCAUCUUGGGUAUCAUCAUUCUCAUCUGUGUAAUCCUCAACCCCAUCAUCGCCCUGAUCCGACCAGAAGAUGACCACAGAUGUCGCCCAGUCUUUAACUGGUUCCACUGGGCAUUUGGCACUAUUGCCUGGUGUCUAGCAAUCCCUGCCAUGUUUAUCGGGAUGGACUUCGGAAAGGCGAUGGUGCCGUGGUGGGCAACAUGGAUUCUGUGUAUCUACAUCCUGUUCCACAUCAUCGUAGAGAUUACGCUUGAGGUCCACCAAUGCUGUACACACAAGAAAAAUAAAGAACGAAGGAAGAAAUACGAAUUCCAGAAAAGAGACAAUCCCAAAGCACACAUCCCAGAGCCUGAACCAGUUGGCCGGAGGUUCAAGAGGAAUAUGCUGCUUGCCCACUUCAUUGUGACGUGUAUCGUGGCUCUCAUCAUGGUCAUCUCUAUAGCAGCAGCCUAAAAUGACCCCAAGGCUGGGAUGACCGAUGUCCACGUACUCAGGACACCUUCAUUGGUCAUCUGUCAUCAUGUGAUAUUAUAGUAAUGGUGCUUUGACUGUAGGGAGGGGGGGGGGAUGAUAGGGUCCUUUCACUUUGGGGGACAGGAACCUUUCACUGUAGGGGGCGCUUUUCCUCAUAGCUGAAUGCAUAGAAAAUUAUGGCCGGUGUGUUAUUUGUUCAGAUUUACGGAGGUAAUUUAAAAUCAUAUCAGUGUCAUUGGACAGACAAAACAUGGUACCAUACUACUAUAGUGGAAAGUUUAUUGGUAAAAACAAGAGUUUGAGUAACUCUAAUUAAAAGAAUGCCAUGUUAUAAAUUAAUUUCGAUUUCAAUACAUUUGUACAUCCUCCAAUGUCUUAUUGUGCUAGAAAUGGAGAGGGUGUUUGAUAUCACUGAAAUUUCAACGUGUUGCCGUCUACUGGUAUUCACAAUAUACAAAUGCAAAAGUAGCGCACAUUUAGAAUCAAAUUGUUUUAAGAAUUUAUUGGCAACUUACUGUAAAAAAAAUUCAUUCUACAUCGUGGAAAAAACACCUAGUGUAGCAAAUCAAUGAUGCUUGUGCGAAGUCAUCUGUAGUAUCAAGCUACGCAUCGUCGUUACGCGAACGCCCAGUCAACGUAGUAUACAUAUUACACCUAUGUGAGGGAGUGCAUUCAGUGUUGCGCGUGUCAUCCUUGUACAAGUGUCUUCACGGCUGAUCAGUAUAAUAGUAAUAUAUUUGAAAAUGUUGUUAUUCGGCUUUAAUUUGUAUGCCAUAUUAGUUUUUGUACCAUCAUGUUGUAAUUUACCGUUCCAAUGUCAAGUGUAAAUAGUUCAAUUUCUGACCUUCCGAUGAAGAGUAACAUUUUCAAUUGUUGUGUAUCUUACAAAGACAUCAAAAUCAAAACUAUUUUAAAUCAAAAAUUUCUGUAGAUUUUUUAAAAAAUAUUUUUGUAUAAAACUUAAGAAUUUGGGUGUAAAAAUUUGCAUUACCACUGCUGAUAGAACAUUUUGUUAUAUCAGAAGAAAACGUGCCUUAAUGUUCGCAUGGAGUAAUUGUUAGUGGACUCUGUGUCACUAAAAUAAACGGACGAUACAGGAAUAGAAAUAUAAGCACAUAUAAUGAAAAUGUACAGGAAAAUGUAUUUUAUGAGAGUUACACAACGUUUCCCUAAACCUGUGAACAGUUGACGAUUAUUUUACGGGACUAAAACAACUUUGCCGUAAACCUGUUAAUGAGUUGGUGAGUCAUUGUGAGGUUUUAUUGACAUCACAUGUAAAUGUACCUGUGUUACUGUUUGGAGAUGAAGAGUGUACCUCUGUAUACUAAGAAAUAAUUGUCACACAGUCUUUUUCAACCUGCAUAAUGACCUCAUGACACAGCUAAUUACUUCACAUAGCAUUUCCAUUGUGUAGGGUAAAAUUUACACAGGGUGAUUAUAGAUUAUAUUUGAGAAACGCAAAUUUGUCACUGGAUGUAGGUUUCCUGUAUGUAUAUAUAUACAACAUAUACUUCAAAUAAACAGUCUGAAGAAUCUCCUAGAAGAGAUGAAAGUACUAAAGACUCGUUGAGAAUUUUUCUUUUUAUAAUAUAUAUAUAUAUAUCAAUAUCAGUGCUGUGGUUUUUGUAUGGAAGGUCAAAAUACAGUUAAUGUUCUAGUUCUACUCAUCUGUUUGUGAUAAAACUAUAAAACAUCUAAUCAUUAUUAUAUAUAUAUGCACACAAAAUGAAGGGAAAUGCAUGAUAUUAUGACAAACCUAGCAUUUACCAUUUAAAACCCAGAGCCAGCAUUUCCACAUUUUACGUUUGUCAGCAGUGUUAUGCUAAACAUUUCCAUGCCAGUGUUGUAUAUAUCUCAUUGUAAAUUUGUUGUAGUAAGCGUGACAGUGUAAGCGUGAGAGUGUAAGCAUGAGAGUGUAAGCGAGUGUAAUUAUUUACUCCAAAUGUCUACUUGCUCUUGUACAGGGCAAGUCCUCAUUGUAACGGUUGUAGCAGGGUCUAUAAGGUAGAAGGGUCGGUACCUGUACGUAUUGAGAUCUGACUAUAAAUGUAUAUAAAAAUGUAGAGCAUUUUGUUGUACAAUUUAGAUUAUACUGCUUUUCAAAAGAUAUAAUGUAGUUAGAUAUGUAUAUAGAAAUCGUAUGUAAACUGUAUAAAUCCAAUAGACUCCACAGACAGUACAUGUUAGAGGUUAACUCUGUCACUGCAGGUUUUUAAAAAGUUUUUAACGUUCACAUAAUUGACAUUUUACUAGGUUUACCAUUUUAAGUACUGUACAUGUAGUUUGUAUAUGGAGUUGAAUUAGUCCAAGAUGUAUGGAAACCAAAUUGAAUUUUUUUUUUUCAAAACUUUGAGGAAAAGAUGGAUCUGGUUGUUCAAAGUACUUUCGGUUAGACCAAUCAAGCUGUUUUUAAUUACAAUUUUUACAAAGUAGAUCUGCUACUUUCACAUAAAAACUUUGUGGAAGACCUCCAUUUCUUUCAAAUUAUUUUGGUCCACCCUUUAUUUCCGGUUUUUGGUCCUUUUUCACCACUUGACAGAGUUAUCCCACUUGCACACACGUCUGUUUUCGCCUUGUGAUGUUCAGUGUCUUACUGAAGUUAGUCAGUAGCUUAACUGACUAAACAAGGUCUAGACCUGUACUCACUGGUGAGCAGUCUAAUGGGUUAUUUGUGGUAAACUUGGAUUCUGACAGAGAUUUGUCUGUGAUGGUGUCAUUUAUGAUUAAUCAUUAUGUAUGCUGUGUGGUCAGCACAAUACUGACCAUAUUACUUCAUUGUUGACUGUUUUGUGACUGUUGUUUACCGUGUUAGAGAGAUUGUUUUAAUAUAUUGUAUGUGUUAUGACUGGACUCAAAUAGGAUUUAAUCUUUAGAAUGUGUUUUAAUAGAAAAUGUUUGUCUUAAUUGCAAUAAAUAAGAAAAAAAUUCAAACAGAAGUAUUUUGUCCAAUCCCCCACCCUAUGAACUAACACUAAGUUAUCUGAUUUUGCAGAUAUACAUGUGCAGUAUCUAAGUACUUGUCAGUCAGGAGAAAUUGUAAUCUACCCGUGGAUAAAAACUAGUUACGAGCGAAGAUUAGAUAAUAAUUUGGAAUUCCUAGUAGACUUAACUGAUCCAGUAUUAUAUUUGGCCGAUAUAUGAUGAUCACAUAAUAUAUAGUACAUGAAUAUGUAUUAGCAUAUCAAGAUUUCCUUGAGGGGCUUGAGAUUAGAAGAUAGUAAAAUAGCAUUUAGUUAUGAUACUCCAUAAUGGGGGUAUAAACUUGGCCCCGAGCAUGGGCUAAACACCAGCAAGAUGUAAAUAGCAUAUAUUAUAACAUAAUAGCAUACAACAUUUAUAAAUACAAAAUAGCUUUAAACGUACUGUAUUAGCGAACACCAGAACUGGCUGCUGGUGUGUCGACACAGUAGACCUGAUCUGCCCCAACUAACUAGACAACUACGGUAUAUUGAUAAAUGUACAUAGCAUGUGCAAGUUUUAUUUAUGUGUCAAUUUUUAUAUCUAUAUAUCUGUAUUUUUGCAUAGGAAUGUGCUUUGAAGUGGUGUAUCUGAUAGCAAAGUGUGAAUGGACAAAUUUAUUGCUUUUACAAAAAAAAUACAUACAUAUAUUUACAACAUAUAUCUAGUUUCUUUUUUCUUUUCCUUUUCUCUUCUUUUUGUUCAAGUUUUAAAACAUACAUAAUAUUAUUUUUUCUGUGAACUUAUUUUCUCUUUUUCUUGAUCUAGAACUAAGCAUAUUAUAAUUUUUAUUGAAGUGAAGAUCUGAGUCCACCAGGUUAUCUAUCUCAGGAGAUAGGGGGUCACUCUAUUUUACAUUUUACAAAUGUAUAGAAUUGUUUUUACGAAAAUAGAUGACUGAAAAAAUGAUUUGUGAUAUUUUUAUGCAUACAGUGCAAUAUGGUUAUGAAGUGUUAAAAGUAUUUUUUAUAAAACAAUUCGAAAAAGAAACCAUUUCUUAUUAGAGUAAAACAAAGUGGUUGUAGAAUAGUUUUGAACAAGGGAAAAUAGUCAAGAUCAUAAACAAUUAAAGCUCAAAGGAAGCUGUAUUUAGAAAUAAUAGGAUGGAACUUUUAUGUAUUUGCUUUAUAUUUCUAAUAAAUAGUAAACAUGCGAUAAAAUGA
Messenger RNA from Mizuhopecten yessoensis (Yesso scallop), 6346 nucleotides. RefSeq names its product ferric-chelate reductase 1-like. Gene Ontology annotation, molecular function: oxidoreductase activity, acting on metal ions. The transcript is spliced from 15 exons. Bases 327 to 2204 code for a protein of 625 amino acids. The record is from RefSeq and is a predicted model, not a curated record. Lineage: Eukaryota; Metazoa; Mollusca; Bivalvia; Pectinida; Pectinidae.